UACACAACCCACCAAUCUGUCUUUGCAAGCUUCAACAAUGUCUAUCUCAAAAUUCACUUCCUCUUUCAAUCUAAAGCUUUCCAUAGCGCUCCUUAUUCUCCAAGCUUAUACUGUUUUUGGAGCUGAUCCACUCUUCCAUUUCUGUUCAAGCUCUGAAAACUUCACUUCCAAUGGCCCUUACGAGUACAACCUCAACAAGCUUGCAGGCGAUCUAUCCCUCCAAACCCCUCAAGCAGGUUUUGGUUUUGGCUCAUCAGGCCGAAACCCAGACCAAGCUUAUGGCCUUGCGCUGUGUAGAGGAGACGUCUCAAGCUCAGACUGCAAAACCUGUGUUGCAGAGGCAAGCGGUGAGAUCCGCAAGCGUUGUCCAUCAAACAAAGCAGCAAUCAUUUGGUAUGAUUACUGUCUUUACAAGUAUUCUGAUAAGAAAUUCUUUGGCCAAAUUGACAAUAGAAACAAGUUCUACAUGUGGAACAUUAGAGUUGUGAGUGAACCAGUUUCAUUCAACAAGCAGACAAAGGAUCUGCUAAGCCAGCUGGCUAAAAAAGCCUAUGCAACUCCAAAAUUAUAUGUUUCAGGAGAGACAAAGCUUGGAGAAUCUGAGAAGCUUUAUGGGUUGGUUCAGUGCACCAGAGAUCUUUCUAAUGUUGAUUGCCAGAAGUGUCUUGAUGGAAUAAUAGGUGAACUUCCAAGCUGCUGUGAUGGAAAAGAAGGUGGAAGAGUUGUGAGUGGGAGUUGCAAUUUUAGAUAUGAGAUUUACCCAUUUGUCAAUGAAUAGAAGAAGAUUGAUUUAUGGGUUGGAUUAAUAUAAUCCUGUUAUUAUAUGAUCAGGAGGAUGAAAUAAAAUGGUUUUACAGAUACACCUGCAGACAAUUUUAGGUAAUUAAAGAUCUUGAGUUUAAUUAACAAGUCUUGUAUUGUAAGAAGAUUGGAUUGUUACUCAAUCCAUUUAUGGUUUUUCUUGAUUU
Messenger RNA from Manihot esculenta (cassava), 968 nucleotides. RefSeq names its product cysteine-rich repeat secretory protein 38-like. Bases 38 to 778 code for a protein of 246 amino acids. Lineage: Eukaryota; Viridiplantae; Streptophyta; Magnoliopsida; Malpighiales; Euphorbiaceae. The record is from RefSeq and is a predicted model, not a curated record. The transcript has a single exon.